Molecule: messenger RNA, 3042 nt
Organism: Histoplasma capsulatum G186AR
Lineage: Eukaryota; Fungi; Ascomycota; Eurotiomycetes; Onygenales; Ajellomycetaceae
Exons: 5
Coding region: 125-2725 (866 amino acids)
Cellular component (GO): fungal-type vacuole membrane
Source: RefSeq, a predicted model, not a curated record
UUGUUAUCUUCCGGACGUGAGACGCCAAAUCGUCUUUCACCAAAAGCUGGAAGAGCCGGCCCAUGUUUCUUUGGAGAUAGUUUUUAAACUACCGUUGUUGCUCUGACUGUAGUUCGCAACCAUCAUGGCUGGGGACUCGGCAGACGAAUGUGCUCCUCUGCUCCGUGGGAAUACGGGGGAUCCUGAUGCACAUCCCUCUGGGGCGUGCUCUAUUUGUUCGAAGGGGAAGCCCAAAGUCUCGUCAUAUGAAAAUCCGUCGGAAUCCACACCCCUUCUCGCUGAUGGAGCAAGUCAAGAAAUCCGAUAUUUGGGGGAUGUUGGCUGUCCACCAUCGUCCUCCCAUGAAUCAUCUUCAGUCCGGUCGUCCACAAAACAGGGAAAGAGAUGGAUCGCCCGACCUUCAUCUGUCGCACUGCUAGGCCUUGUGUUGACGAUAAUAGCAGUUCUUGGGCUAGGCUUUGCGAGCCCAACUAUUAUCAAACAAUAUACUGAGAGCGCCUCGGUUUUUAAGGCGACUGAUGUGUCCGUCAAUUCGUUUACACCGGAUGGAGUGCAGGCCAGAGUUCAGGGCUCCUUUGUUCUCGAUGCGUCACGGGUGCCAACGAAAUUUGUACGUGAUCUUGGGCGCUUUGGAACGUGGUUAGUAAGAGAGAUCAAAAGCGACCAGACUGAAGUCCAAGUUUAUCUUCCGGAGUACGGCAACAUCUUGCUGGCAACUGCGACCAUACCACCACUGAGAGUCAGUAUCCGUGAUGGGUACACAAAUAAGAUCGAUUUUAUAACGGACUUGAGACCUGGAGAUAUGGCUGGAGUUCGAGCUGUGGCGAACGACUGGCUCCAAGGCCGCCUUGGCCAGCUGCGCGUUAAAGGAGUGGCUACAGUGCGUCUGAGUUCCGGAGUAUUAUAUCUCGGAUCUCAGACUGUUGUGGAGUCGUUUGUUUUCCAAGACCAAGCCCGCCACGGUUUCCCUAAGUUCAACAUCACGAAGUUGGACUUUCAUGAAGUCGCGACACCAGAACAUCAAAAAGCCAUGGAGGUGGACGUUUCAGUGCUUGUCAUCAAUCGGUAUCCGGUCAGGCUCACUAUGCCACCGAUGGGCUUCAAAAUUUCUCUACCAAACUGUUCUCCUAGCGACGCCUAUAUUCUAGUAGCUAAUGCUACAACGGACCCAGUUCAAAUCGUCCCUAAUAAGCCCGUGAAUAUCUCUGCGAAAGGUCUCAUUGGUCAACUUUCCGAUGCCUUGACGACUGUUUGUCCUGGUACCAACUUUUCACCUUUAGAUCUUCUAGUUGAAAACUAUAUCAGUGGGCAAGAAUCGAAAAUUUACAUUGGCGGAGGAAAAUCUCCUUCAUCUAAUUUGCCAAGUUGGAUAGAAGGCUUUCUGAGAAACGUUACUGUUCCUGUACCUUUUGCAGGCCGUGCGCUUGGUCAUUUAGUUCGAAACUUUUCAAUGACCAACGUUCAUUUCUCCCUACCAGACUCGCUCGCUAAACCUAAUACACCUGAAGCACAGCCUAUGGUUUCCGCGUUGGUCAAAGCGGUAAUCGGUCUUCCCAGAGGGAUGAACUUUUCGUUAGAUGUCUCUCACGUUCGGUCCACGGCAUAUAUUUACUAUGAAGGAAAAGAGCUUGGUUUCAUAAAUAUAAAGAAGUGGCAAAAUUCUACCGCAACUCGAAUCGAGGACGGGCAGCCUCCGUCUGCAGCGUUACUACUCCAAUUUGAUGUCAAGAAGGCGCCAUUGCAAGUCACCGAUGAGAGCACUUUUUUGAGCGUCGUCCAGGCUUUACUACUCGAGCGCAAACCUGUUCGUUUACAUGUAAAAGCAAAGGUGGAUGCAGAAACAGAUACUGCUAUUGGGAAAUUCAUAAUCCGAGAGAUUCCAGCCAGUAGUAAUAUUACUGUGAAGCCGCCCAUGAGCGGAGGAUUUUCGGACUUCAAGGCUACUGUGGAGACCAUAGAAGUAGUAGAAACUACAGAGUCAUCUAUUCUUCUUGGAUCAAAAUUGAAAUUCACAAAUCCAACUGAGUAUUCAGCGGACAUCCCUUUCAUAAAUUUGCGAGUUGCGCACAACGGAACCAACGUUGGCCACGUGACUGCUCGAAACCUUUCGAUAUCACCAGGAUUGAAUUCCGGUAUUGAAAUAUUUGCUCUCUGGGAUCCAUUGCAGCUUGGUGGGAAGGAUGGAAUUGCUGCUGGCCAAGACCUGAUUUCUCGUUUUGUUUCAGGAUUCAAUACUUCCAUCGCCCUUAAGCCACAUCGAGACAUGAUUCCCGUUCUCCCUAACUUAGGGUUGGCAUUAUCGUCUCUGGAGCUGGACAUUCCGGUUCCCAAGCUUGGGCCACCAGAGGAUGAUGGUCAACCACACUUCAUUAAAGAUGCAACGUUGUACUUGUGGUCUUCGACUGCGGUAUUCACCUUGGCUUCACCACUCUCGUCUACGACACUUCUCAUUACCUCCAUUGAUGCAACAGCGUUCUACAAUCAUAGUGAGCCGGUAGGAAAGAUCAAGUAUGACCAUCCAUUUAGGGUUCCGCCUGGGACUUCCCAAACACCCCGGCUGCCGGUGGAGCUGGAUCUUAGCGGCGCAGGAUACGAAGCAAUCCGCGAGGCAUUAGGAGGGACAUUAAAAAUGGAUGCCGUCGCUGACGUCGACGUGCAGCUUGGAAACUAUUCGAAUACAGUGUUCUACAAAGGAAAAGGGAUCGGCGCGAAGAUACGGAUAUAGAUCAAGGUUUCCUCAGCAUACGAAAAGGAUUUUCUGGGAUAAUCUCGCUGGUUUCUCCUUAUCUUUUAUGGAGUAAUAUGUUGGAGUUUUGAGGUUAAAAUGUCUCGAGUGUGUCGGGAAGGGCACUUCCAGGGGAUUUCAUUGGCGUUUAGAUGUGUUUUCUGGAGGAUAACUCCGUAAAGCUUUCAUUACUCUUUGACUUUUUUUUGGGCGUUGCAUAUCCGUACGUUGGGUGUGUUUUAAUACUUUUUGUCAAUAGGCACUUAAAGAACUCUUUCUCGCCAUUCGCCACCUAGCCAUUAUUUAUCUUAUGCUUU